UUACAGUUGCACAACAUCACUAUACGUACAGGAUCAACACGUUCUGUUUGACCUGUAGAGUCCUGCCAUGGGCAGAUUGAGGAAGAAAUAUAACUGGAAAGGCAGACAGCAGAGCACAUCUGUGCAGAAAGCUGCUGGAGACAGACAGACAGAUGUGCAGGUGGAGAUACAAGAUGGAGCCGUGCUUAAAGGAGUAGACGACUGUAACGUUCUCGUUCUGCCCGCCACCAGGACCAAAAAACAAAAAGUGGAACGUCCCGUGCCCAAGAAAAGAGCCCUGACGAAGAAACAGAGGAAGAACUUGGAGAAAGUUCUGGAGCAGAAAGAAAAGAAAUCCCAUAGAGCAGAGAUCUUAUCUAAACUAGCGGAGGUUCAGCUGCCCGAGACAGAGCUCAAACUGCUGUACACCACCUCUAAACUCGGCACUGGGGACAAACUCUACCAGGCAAAAGCAUCUGUGAAGGAAGAUCAGGAAGGGGAUUCAUCUACUGUCAAGAUCAGCAGUUUGAGCGGAGCCAACAGAAAGAGGAGAAGAGCGGUGGAUGAUGAUGAUGAUGGUAAGUCAGAGUCAUCCGAGGAGGAGGAUAGUGAGGGAUCAGACUCAUCUGAGGAAGACGAGGAUAAACCGCCUGAGGAAGAACCCACAGAAGAGCAGCAGGUGCUGAAAGAGGAGGUGAAACAGAAAGAGAUGGACGUUAAAGAGGAAACGCAGAAGAAAGAAGACUGUAAACCUGCCGUGUUUAUUCCCGUUGACCGACUUCCGGAGAUUCAGGAGGCUCGUCUGAGGCUGCCGAUCCUGGCGGAGGAGCAGGUGAUCAUGGAAGCGGUGAGGGAGAGCGAGUGUGUGGUGCUGUGUGGAGAGACGGGGAGUGGGAAAACCACACAGGUUCCUCAGUUCCUGUAUGAGGCGGGAUACGCCAGCUCCGGCGGCAUCAUCGCUGUGACCGAGCCCAGGAGAGUGGCAGCGAUCAGCAUGUCUCAGCGUGUUGCCACUGAGAUGAAUUUACCCAACAGGGUGGUGUCUUAUCAGAUCAGGUAUGAAGGGAAUGUGACAGAAGACACAAAGAUCAAGUUCAUGACAGAUGGUGUUCUGCUUAAAGAAAUUCAGAAGGAUUUCCUGCUGCAGAAAUACAGUGUGGUGAUCAUAGAUGAAGCUCACGAGCGCAGUGUGUACACAGAUAUCCUCAUCGGCCUCCUGUCGCGCAUCGUCCCGCUUCGCAACAAGAAAGGUUUACCCAUGAAGCUGAUCAUCAUGUCAGCGACGCUGCGUGUGGAGGACUUCACGGAGAACAAGAGACUCUUCCGCUCUCCUCCUCCGGUCAUCAAGGUGGAGGCCCGUCAGUUUGCAGUCACGGUACAUUUCAACAAACGCACACAAAUGGAGAACUACACUGGAGAAGCUUUCCGCAAGAUCUGCAAGAUUCAUCGUAUGCUGCCGCCAGGUGGGAUUCUGGUGUUUCUGACGGGUCAAGCGGAGGUCCAUUCUGUGUGUCGCAAACUGAGGAAGGCUUUCCCUUACAGACCCAACCGAGAGCACACAGAUUCAAUGGAAACAGACGACCUGAAGAAGUCAAAAAGAGCAGAGAAAAACAAUGUGUCCCUCCCGAGGAUUAAUCUGGACAGUUACUCUGUUCUGCCUGUGGACGAGGGUGAUGAGGAUCGGCAGGCCGGCAUUGAUGAAGAUGAUGAUGAGGGUUCAGACCUUGAGCUGGAGCUGGGUGAUCAUCCAGAGAGCGAUCAGGAAGAGAAGGCGGAUCCGUCGAUCCCGCUCUACGUACUUCCUCUCUACUCUCUGUUGGCACCCGAGCUGCAGGCAAAGGUUUUCCGUCCUCCUCCCGCUGGAGCGCGUCUGUGUGUCGUUGCGACUAAUGUUGCGGAGACGUCUCUGACGAUCCCCGGUAUCAAGUAUGUCGUGGACUGCGGCCGUGUGAAGAAGAGAUUCUACGACAGGGUGACGGGCAUCUCCACCUUCAAGGUCACCUGGAUCUCACAGGCUUCAGCCAAUCAGAGGGCAGGAAGGGCGGGCAGAACGGAACCGGGUCACUGCUAUAGGCUCUACUCGUCUGCUGUGUUUGGGGAUUUCAGUUUGUUUUCGGAGGCUGAAAUCACGCGGCGUCCCGUCGAUGACCUCGUCCUUCAGAUGAAAGACCUCAACAUUGAGAAGGUUGUGAACUUCCCGUUCCCCACUCCUCCAUCAUCCGAGGCGCUGAUCGCAGCCGAGCAGCUUCUGAUCUCGCUGGGAGCGCUGGAGGAGCCGCCUCGACACGGACGUUUGGGCGAGAUGGAGAGGGCGCGUCUAUCGUGUCCCAUAACCCCUCUGGGUCGUGCAAUGGCCGCGUUCCCCGUCGCACCGCGUUACGCUAAGAUGCUGGCGCUGGGCCGUCAGAAGGGCUGUAUGCCGUAUGUCAUCACCAUCGUGGCCGCCAUGACGGUCAGAGAGAUCUUUGAGGAUUAUGACAGGCCUGCGGGCAGCGAGGAGGAGAGCACUAAGAUGGCGGGGAAGAAAGCCAGAUCUGUUCAGAUGAGGCGGUUAUGGGCAGGACAGGGACAGUCACUGCAGCUGGGAGAUCUGAUGGUUCUGCUGGGGGCGGUCGGCGCUUGUGAAUUUGCUGGCUGCGCUCGUCAGUUCUGUGAGGAAAAUGGCCUUCGGUUCAAAGCAAUGCUGGAAAUCCGAAGAUUACGAGGACAACUGACCAAUGCAGUGAAUGCUGUUUGCUCCAACGCUGGCGUAUACAUGGAUAAUAAGAUGGCUCCUCCGACAGAGUCACAGGUGACGUUCUUACGGCAGAUCGUAUUGGCAGGUUUAGGAGAUCACAUCGCCAGACGAGUGCAGGCCGAGGAACUGCUCGACCCCAAGUGGAGGAACGGCUACAAGACUCCUCUGUUGGACGAUCCAGUGUUUAUUCACCCAUCAUCUGCCCUUAAUAAGACACUUCCAGAGUUUGUUGUUUACCAGGAAGUCAUGGAGACCACCAAGAUGUACAUGAGAGGCGUCUGUGCCGUUCAGGCGGAGUGGAUUCCUAAGCUCCUCCCACAAUACUGUCACUUCAGCGCCCCGGAGGAAAGCCCCGCCCCCUGGUACUGCCCACUGAGUGGCCGAGUGAAGUGUCGACAGCAGAGCACCUUCUUCAGAGUCAGUUGGAAACUUCCCGCCGUUGAGAUGGAUUACCCAGAGGGCCUUGAACGUUACAAACUGUUUGCAAAGUUUUUCCUUGAGGGCCAGGUUUGUCCAAAGAUUCAGCAGUUCAGCACAUGUUUACUGUCGUCACCAGCCACCAUGCUGAAGACCUGGGCAAAGUUGCAGCCGCGGACUGAAGUUCUUCUCUCGGCGCUGGCGUCAGAAAAAGUGGACAACAGAAACGCUUUAGAAGCAGCGUGGAAGAAAAAUCAAAAAUAUCUGAUGGCAGCGUAUUGUCAGUGGAUCCCUGAGUCUCUUCAUGCAAAGGUCAGUAAAAUCUGGCCACCGAUCUGACUCGGUGACCUUUGACCUGUCUGACCACAUGUUGUAGGUGUGCCGUAAGACACUUGUAAUGAACAGGAUAUCUUCCUGCUUGUGCCUCGUUCUCUGACACGUCUCACGGAUGGAUUACUCUGUGGACUGAUAAAGAAUUCCAGCGUAAAUGUCAGCUUCCCAUGAGGCAUCUGGGUGGACACGGGACUUUUGUAAACGUAUCUUCACAGAUCGUAACACCUGAACAAAUAAAUUGCUUUUUUUAACCAAC
Messenger RNA from Pimephales promelas (fathead minnow), 3722 nucleotides. RefSeq names its product DEAH-box helicase 37 (gene dhx37). Gene Ontology annotation, biological process: maturation of SSU-rRNA from tricistronic rRNA transcript (SSU-rRNA, 5.8S rRNA, LSU-rRNA). Gene Ontology annotation, molecular function: helicase activity; ATP hydrolysis activity; RNA binding. The record is from RefSeq and is a predicted model, not a curated record. Lineage: Eukaryota; Metazoa; Chordata; Actinopteri; Cypriniformes; Leuciscidae. Gene Ontology annotation, cellular component: nucleolus; intracellular anatomical structure.